This is a messenger RNA of Andrographis paniculata, 580 nucleotides long. RefSeq names its product protein Asterix. Gene Ontology annotation, molecular function: protein folding chaperone. Bases 68 to 379 code for a protein of 103 amino acids. Gene Ontology annotation, biological process: protein insertion into ER membrane. The record is from RefSeq and is a predicted model, not a curated record. The transcript is spliced from 3 exons. Gene Ontology annotation, cellular component: endoplasmic reticulum membrane. NCBI's taxonomy places the organism in Eukaryota, Viridiplantae, Streptophyta, Magnoliopsida, Lamiales, Acanthaceae.
UAAAUCUAUUAAAGAAAGAAAUACAGUGCAUACUGUAGAGACUUUCCCAAACGAAAGCAGAUCGUGGAUGGCUUCGCAAUCCAACGAUCCCCGCCUACCAUCGGCGGCGCGGCCGUAUAAGCCGCCGGUCGUCGCUCCACAAGAUCUCCCCGUCGAUUAUUCCGGCUUUAUCGCUGUUAUUUUCGGCGUCUUUGGGGCCAUGUUUAGGUACAAGGCGUGCUCGUGGCUGGCAAUCAUUUUUUCUGCUCAAUCGCUUGCUAACAUGAGGAAUAUCGAGAAUGAUCUGAAGCAGAUAACCAUGGCCAUGAUGUUCGGUAUCAUGGGGCUGGUAACAAACUACAUGGGGCUAGGACCUCGGUCAAACCCAAAAAGUAAGUAAGCGUGAUUUUUGGAUAUUUACGGGCAUAGCUUCCUUCUAAUCAAAUGCUUAAUCUUUGCAAACUUUUUUCCCCCGUUUAGCAAUGUGACCUCAAUUUACUUGGAUGAUGAGAUACUACACUUAUUUACCUUGUUUGCCUAUACGUACUCAAGUGCUGGAUGUUUUAGUAUCAUUUUUGUUAUGCAACACUCUUGCUCCUUC